Molecule: messenger RNA, 3765 nt
Organism: Puccinia graminis f. sp. tritici CRL 75-36-700-3
Lineage: Eukaryota; Fungi; Basidiomycota; Pucciniomycetes; Pucciniales; Pucciniaceae
Exons: 5
Coding region: 1-3558 (1185 amino acids)
Biological process (GO): protein secretion
Source: RefSeq, a predicted model, not a curated record
AUGACGAUCGAAGAACUCAAAGAACUAAUCAACAAGAACUACAACAACAACAACAACAAAAACAAAAACAAGAAACUCAGUCAAGCAACAAACAACAAACAAACAGAGCAGGAAGAACUGAUACGAAGGACUAACGAACUAAUCGAAUCGACUAUCAACACCAUCAAACCACCCACCAAGACUAUCAUCAAUCAAACUAUCUCAGAAGAAUUCAUCAUCAGCAAGAAUCAGAAACAACUGAAAUCAACCAUCAAAUCAAUCCAAUCUACCAUCUCACUAGAAAUCCUAAUCAGUCUCAAUAACCAAAUCAGAGAAAAAUAUCAACUAGAACAACAGCAACAACAACAACAUCAACCGAUUCUAGGCUCAAAUGACCUCAGAGCUAUCCAACACCUAGCUCAGACCAUCUCAAACUACUCGAUCUACACUCAACCCAGUCCCAUAGAAGCCGGUUUCCCAUCCUUCACUUUCGAAGAAAUCAUUCAAUCACUCACUCAAAUCAUCCUACCCUCUGACCUCAUCCAACUGAUCAACGACAAGAAGGAGAACGGCAAACAAACCCAAGCACUCAUCUCACUCCAUCCGAGAUUCGCACUCCAUCAGGCACUCUUCUCAAGCCUCUUAACCCCACUCACUGCUGGACUCAUCAAACUCAGAUCGAACACUGAACACUCACAAUGGGCAGACCAUCAUCUACACCAACUUCUAGACCUUGCCUCUCCCAAACUGGUCUUUGCAUCGUUACUCUCACUUGCCACCACAGUCUCAGCUCUCCAAAAGAAGGGCACCACUGAUGGGCCUCGGAAGUCACAAAACAAAUUAGACGCUCAAUCGGAGAUCUCCCAAGUUCUUUCGCUCCGAUUACUACGUCCGUCCGGUUUGAGAGGGCUCCUACAAUCGGUUAUCACCGAAGAUUACAACGAAGACGAUGAAGAAAUUGAAGAAGUUGAAACUGGGAAGGCCACCAAGAGUCCAGUCACCUCAGCAACCUUGAAACGCUUCGAGUCCUUAUACCACAUCAUCUCUCACCCACCUUCAUCAGUCUCACCUACACUCUACUGGGACACGAUCCUCAAAAACCUGAUCAAGCUUGUCACGCCCCAAUUUUUUGACCAACAACCUGCGACAGGAGGGGUCAAAGCACCUGACUCGAUCCGUAGGGCGGCCUGCUAUAUCAUCAGCCAGAUCACCAGCCGAGAAGCAACAGUCUUCAAAGCCCAUCUCUCACCCUUGCUUCAUUCGGCCUUCCGCCCCUCACAGCCAACCUCAUAUCAAUCAUCGUCAGAAGAAGAAGACGAAGAUCAAAUAGUGGUUUCCUCACCACAGAUCGACCACACCCUCCAACUCCUCAACCAACUCGUACUGAAUUCCGAGCCUUCACCGAUAUUCGUCGACCGGCUUGUGGUCCCAAUCCUUCCUCAGCUACUCUCGUUGAUCCUGUUCCUGUUACGGACGCGCGCCGAGCCGACGGUUCGACGGGCAGCCGAGGAGCUAGUUCAACUCUGGAUGAGGCUGCAUCCGGCCCAGACAGUAGCGGGUUGGCUGGGGCGAGCCAUCCGGGAGCUCGAGGCCGGCCGCGAACUCAGCCCCCGCUCGGCGGCGCAACCCCUCCCUGCUUCUUCUCGCGCCAAUCAAUGGGCCAGGGAUCCCACCGGCAUGCCCUGCAUCAAAACCCGUCCCGCUUCCCAACCCGACACUCUCGACUUCCCUAUCGAGCCCGAGACACUCAUCGUCUGGUUCCAGAGCCUCAAAACCCAUCAGUUCCUCGGUCACAUCCUGACGGCUUGGCUGGACGAGGUCGUCCUCUUGCGUGGCCGGGCCGGCUUCGUCGAAGCCAAGAUGACCUUGUUUCGCAUCCAAUCCUCCCUCAAAAUCCUCGACGCCUUCGAGAUCCCUCAGAUCGUCGCCGAGCCGCGACACUUCUUCCCCUUCAUCCUCCACGCCCUCCGUCUUCAUCCUUCGUCCAACACCCCUUUCCCCUCAAAGCCUCCAAAGCAAAAGAAGAAGAAGAAGAAGGACCAACAGGCUGCGCAAGAUGGCCCGUUGACGUUGGACUCUUUGAAGUUUUUGAAUCUUGACCGCUCUCCUGUUGCCAAUCAAGGGCUUCAUCAAGAUGUAUCAGAGGAGGAAAGCGAAGCCGACGAGGAAGAUGAUGUGGAUUUGGACCAUGGUAUCAUGGUUGCUGGCCUUUCACUCUUACUAGCCCUCCUUGAAGGACAUCCGGAUAUGGAAGAAGAAAACACGCCGGGAUUGAGAGAGAUCUCGGGCUUACUGGACGGGCUACUGUUGAAUCAAGCGGUCUCUUCGGAGGUGUAUGACUUGGGGAUCAAGAGUCGGCUACUGCUUUCGGUCCGUAAAGCGAUCUCAGAAGUUGAUCGGGGCCAGCAGCAGGAAGAAGGGAGAGUUAAGAGCUCAGAGGACCGGGCUUUUAUGGAGGAGAAGGCAGGGUUGGAGGGCCAGUAUCGGGAGGGUCUAGGGCUACUGAACGACGAAUGUUUGCCGCUCCGAUCGCAGGGGAUUGUCCAAUUGAAGACGGUCCUGCUGACGCCGACGAGUGAUAGACGAAUCCGGGCGAUGGUGGAGGGCUGGGCACCGGGCGUGAUCGAGCUGCUGCUCCGGGCGGUCGAGGAUGCAGAUAGCUUCGUGUAUCUCAGCGCCAUCAACGCUCUCAGCGCACUCGCACACCGCUUCCAUGCACUCGUCGGCCCCGCUCUUGCCGAAGCUUUUGCACGGCCUAUCCUUCAUCCUUCCCAGGAAUCUUCCCAAACCACUGCCCUCCGCGACUUUGACCGUUCUGUCAGGGUCGCUGAGGCCAUGGUCCAAGUCAUCCAGCGUGCUGGGACUGCCUUACCCCUAUACAUCGACAAACUCCUCCCAUCCCUGUUGCUGGUCUUGAACCAUACCCAUUCCAUAGCCGAUCCACUCAAGCCCUCGGCGCUGGCCACUCUCGCUCUAUGUGUUGAACACGCCCCUGCGGCGCUUGCGCCUUCACUCUCAGGAUUGGUUCAAGCCUGCGUGGGCAUUUUGAGCUCUGCUGGGAUGGCGCGGAAGCCGGAUGAGGGUUCCGGUCAGUCUUCUGAUGGAGAAACAUUUUCUGACGACGAGUCCGGCGAAGAACUAGGAGAAGAGGAAUCGGUCAACCACUCCUCCUCCACUCCGAAUCACCCAGAGUCUUCCCCCAUAACCUCCCCGAUCCAUGCGGCCCAUCACCGCGCAUCACUCCAUCGAGCGGCCCUCCUAUUCGUCCAAAGCCUACUCUCCCACACCCUUUCCCUCUGUCGCUCCGUCUCUUCUUCUUCUUCUUCCGGGGCGACUGUGGAUCGGACGGUGGUUCGGACGGUUCGGUCGGCGAUUGGCGAUCACUUCGAUGACCUCGAAAGAGUCUUGAAGUAUAUCCUUCUCGCUCGCAAUCAUCAUCGUCCCGCUCGUCUCCCCAAAUCCGGGAACUAUCUUCCUCCAAAUCAGCCGUCUGCCGAUAAAGGACUUGUCGCGGCUUCGUUGAUCCAAAACACAUUAGAUUCUCUUGCUGUUCUUAGGGCCGUUCUAACCUACUAUUAAGUUUUUUUUUGUCAAAUACAUGCAUGUUGGGCUUUUUUUCUCAAAAGAGUAGAUAUGUAAAAUGGUGGCAUAUGUGAUAAUACCUUGACUUACGGCCAAAGUAUAGGUUGGUUUUUGUGUAUAUUGCACAAAACUGUCCACACUUUUCAGAAACCACAUCAAGUCUAUCAAGAAAUCUCAACCAGUUUGUUCCCCCAAGGAAAGCCA